Messenger RNA from Rangifer tarandus platyrhynchus (Svalbard reindeer), 456 nucleotides. NCBI's taxonomy places the organism in Eukaryota, Metazoa, Chordata, Mammalia, Artiodactyla, Cervidae. The record is from the annotation of a GenBank genome assembly.
AUGCUCCUUGGCUUGACCACCCCCAACGGCGCGGGGGGCGCGGGGGCCAGGAGGAACGUGGCUACCUGCUUCCUGUCGUCCGAACUUCCCUCUGCUGGUGAAUCUCACCCCAACUGGAUGUGCCCUACCCCGUGCCCUCUAACAAAGUGCUUUAUUAACCCUGGCUUCGGGGCGGGUGGCAGGCCAUGGCCACCGAGGGCCACGUGGACACACCUGUCCCCCCACCUGCUCUCUGCCCCCAGCUCCCACCCCCCUGCUCAGCCUGGAGCUGGGGCUGCUCCGGCAGGGCUGGCCCCCGGCCCCCAGGCCUGGUCCUGCCCCGUGCCCUCGGAAGCCUUCUGCCGCCCCGGUGCUGGGGCCUUGGCGUGCCCGCGCCUGCUGCCCGCUCAUGUGGUCAUCGCGCGGCCAUCCCAGUGGGAGACCACAGCCCGUGGGUGGAGUCUGGGGCAUGGAUAG